GGCGGCGGCGAGGACUGGCAGCGGCGAGGAGAUACUGUCUGCCUUCUGGAGAGCUGACCAAACACCAAGGAUGCUGAAGUUCCGAACAGUCCAUGGGGGCCUGAGGCUCCUUGGAAUCCGCCGAACCUCCACCGCCCCCGCUGCCUCUCCAAAUGUUCGGCGCCUGGAGUAUAAGCCCAUCAAGAAAGUCAUGGUGGCCAACAGAGGUGAGAUUGCCAUCCGUGUGUUCCGGGCCUGCACAGAGCUGGGCAUCCGCACUGUAGCCAUCUACUCUGAGCAGGACACGGGCCAGAUGCACCGGCAGAAAGCAGAUGAAGCGUAUCUCAUCGGCCGCGGCCUGGCCCCCGUGCAGGCCUACCUGCACAUCCCAGACAUCAUCAAGGUGGCCAAGGAGAACAACGUGGAUGCAGUGCACCCUGGCUACGGGUUCCUCUCUGAGCGAGCGGACUUCGCCCAGGCCUGCCAGGAUGCAGGGGUCCGGUUUAUUGGGCCGAGCCCAGAAGUGGUCCGCAAGAUGGGAGACAAGGUGGAGGCCCGGGCCAUCGCCAUCGCUGCGGGUGUCCCCGUCGUCCCUGGCACAGACGCCCCCAUCACGUCCCUGCAUGAGGCCCACGAGUUCUCCAACACCUACGGCUUCCCCAUUAUCUUUAAGGCGGCCUAUGGGGGUGGAGGCCGUGGCAUGAGGGUCGUGCACAGCUAUGAGGAGCUGGAGGAGAAUUACACCCGGGCCUACUCAGAGGCUCUGGCCGCCUUUGGGAACGGGGCGCUGUUCGUGGAGAAGUUCAUCGAGAAGCCGCGCCACAUCGAGGUGCAGAUCUUGGGGGACCAGUAUGGGAACAUCCUGCACCUGUACGAGCGAGAUUGCUCCAUCCAGCGGCGGCACCAGAAGGUGGUUGAGAUUGCCCCCGCCGCCCAGCUGGACCAGCAGCUUCGGACUCGGCUCACCAGCGACUCUGUGAAACUCGCUAAGCAGUUGAGGCACCUGGCCCAGAGGCCAAGCUUAGAGUCCAGGAUGGCUGAGAAGAGGGAGGGAAGGAGCCCCAGCCGCCUCCUCAGCCCUGCUGCUACACAGACCUGGCUUCUCUGGCACCGGCUCAUCCCUGUCAUCAGGAGAAUGAGAUUCCGUGGAUUCUGUCAAGAUUGAGGACCAUUAUAAAGGCAGUC
Molecule: messenger RNA, 1164 nt
Organism: Piliocolobus tephrosceles (Ugandan red Colobus)
Lineage: Eukaryota; Metazoa; Chordata; Mammalia; Primates; Cercopithecidae
Product: pyruvate carboxylase, mitochondrial-like
Exons: 9
Coding region: 71-1144 (357 amino acids)
Biological process (GO): pyruvate metabolic process; gluconeogenesis
Cellular component (GO): cytoplasm
Molecular function (GO): pyruvate carboxylase activity; ATP binding; metal ion binding
Source: RefSeq, a predicted model, not a curated record